UGUCACGGUCUGUGAUGGGUCCAAAGCCUGUCUGUCACGGUCUGUGACGGUUAAUUAGCUAAUUAAAUACUAAUUAAUCAAUUAAUUAAUUAAAUACUAAUUAAUCAAUUAAUUAAUUAAAUACUAAUUAAUUAAUUAAGAUGUCUGUCACGGUCUGUGAUGGGUCACGUGAGAGUCUGUCACGGUCUGUGAUGGGUCACGUGAGUGUCUGUGUCCAAAUUUCUACCCUUAAACACUUCAACACUCCUUUCAGAUCGUGUUUCACAAAAUACAUUAGUAAGUUAAUUUUAAAUUAAUUGUAUUAUAUUUUAUAAUAAAAUAUUAUAAGAUAAAAAGUAUAUUAUUAAAUUGGUUUUUGAUAAGAUUAUAUAAUUACUUAAAAUAAAUAUGUCUCAGUUUGUAUUUUUAUUUAAUUCAAAAGAAAAAAAAAAUAUUUUGAAAUCUUUCUUUUUGUUUUUUCUGUUCAUUUAAUGUAGUCAAGAUUAAAUUAAUAUGAAUAUUUUGAUAAAUAAAUUAAUAAAAGAAUCAAAUAAAAUAAAUUUUUAGAUAUGAACAUUUUGAUAAUAAUAGAUAUAAAUUAUUCUUUUUGAUUUAUUUAAUUAAAAACAAAUUUUGAAAUUAAGAUUUUUAAUAAAGAUUAUUUAUUUCAUAUAUUUAUAUAAAUAUUUAUUUUAUUAUUUAGAAUGUUUUCACAAGAUCUAAUCGAUUAAUGUUACAACAUCGACGACGAAUAAAUAAUCAUUCACAAGUUUUAUCUGAUGAAAAACUUGAAGAUCUUUGUUCAUCAAAUUCAUCAUCAUUUAAAUUAAUGAAGAUUAUUCGCGAUGGAUAUGAAAGUUUAUUAUUUGAACGAGAACAUGUUAUUCGUGAAACAUCUGCUCUUUGUGAAGCAAUUAAAGAAUUAUGUGAUAUGAAAGAUAAACAAUAUCUUGAAUAUAAACGUCAGAUAAUGUUCUACGAGGGAACAUUACAUGCUCGUGGUAUGAUGGGAGAAUUUAUUGGCUAUUUACAAGGUAUGAUACAAUCAUCAAAUAAUCAUACAAGAAUUUCAAGAAAAAAAUUAUUUGAAAAAAUAAUGGAAAUAGGUCUUAAUUCAUCAAAAACAAAUUCUGUUAUUAGCCACAAUUUAUCCGAUGAUGAAAAAAAAAACAAAUCAAAUGAAUUAAUAAAUGAAUUAGAACAGGCUUAUUUGGUAUUAUCCGAAUCAGUACAUGGUACAAGAAAAUGGAAAAAUAACGAUGAAUUGACUAUUUGUUCAAAUAAUUUAAAUGAUCAUCAAAUAUGUUUAUUAAAACGUAUUGGAAUACGUUUUCUCGUAGUUGAUGAAAACAAAAUUAAAGUUGAAAAAUAUUAA
Molecule: messenger RNA, 1354 nt
Organism: Rotaria sp. Silwood1
Lineage: Eukaryota; Metazoa; Rotifera; Eurotatoria; Philodinida; Philodinidae
Source: the annotation of a GenBank genome assembly